CAAUAGAGAGGACCUUAUGGAACAUCAUUAGGCAAACAACAUGUUUGUAUACACAAACGCCUUUCGUUCUUGUGAUAUCGAUUUCUUACAUUUUCGUUUUUGUGAUUUGGUAUGUAAAACCAAAAUAUAGUAUAGGACAUUAUUGCUUAAAGCCUUCUAGCACACCUCGAAAUGAGGAUGUGAAAUGAGCUGUCAAAGGGCAAUCACUUUCAUGAACUGCAUAGUAUGUGCACCGACCCCGCUUCGGACAAAUUUACCACCGUCUCAAUUGAAGCGAUUGUUGAAGUCUCUAUAUCAUCCUAAGAUUCUUUGCAAGCGCAUGGUGGGAGGUUUAGCGAACUCAAAAGUUUUAUCUUUUCAACAGAAAGAUGAAUCAGCCAAAAAAGGAAACGGAAAUGAAUUACACAUCCAUGGAGGAUCCCAAAUGAUGAGUUAUGAUCGGUUGAAGUGGAGUGGAAGUCAUGAAAGAUUUUGGAAGAAGGCAUUUUCAAAUUCAUCUCUUAAUUUUAAAGCAAGCCAAACUCAUACUGUGGGAUCAAGGGUUCUUGAGAUGAUUCGUGGCAAGGCGAAGGCGUGACGUACACAUCCUCGGUUUUACAACGGAUUGGAUCUUUGGAGACUCUGAUUUUAAAUCAUGUUUUGGAGAUAAUGUUUUUGUAAACACUCUUGUUAAUAAAUGGGUUGAUUUGAAA
This is a messenger RNA of Lactuca virosa, 692 nucleotides long. NCBI's taxonomy places the organism in Eukaryota, Viridiplantae, Streptophyta, Magnoliopsida, Asterales, Asteraceae. The record is from the annotation of a GenBank genome assembly.